Molecule: messenger RNA, 582 nt
Organism: Capronia coronata CBS 617.96
Lineage: Eukaryota; Fungi; Ascomycota; Eurotiomycetes; Chaetothyriales; Herpotrichiellaceae
Exons: 2
Coding region: 1-582 (193 amino acids)
Source: RefSeq, a predicted model, not a curated record
AUGGACCGAGGCCUCAGUAUCUUCCAAGUCCUCCAGACCGAGCUUCUAUCACGCGAAAACAACCGAUCCACGCUAGGAAUCGGGUUCCGCUUAGCCAUCAUCGAAGAGCGAGUCAAGAACCACGAAGCAAAAAGCAAAAACAAUCUGGCCUGGCGACCUCAGCAUGCCAUCACACCCAUCACUGCCCUCACACCCGAGACAAAACGGGUGGUCGAAGCCGAACGAGAACGGCUGUUGAAGAGAAGAGGCGCGAACCCUCUGAAAGACGACAAAGACCCUACCAUGCUCAUCCGGCACGAAGAGGUGUGGGAAGUCCACCCAGAUUUCCCAAGAACAGUGCUGGAAUUCAAAGAACUGCAAUUCCGCCCCGAUAUCGUACGCAGUAUGCUAGAAUUCUACGCUGUCAAGGUAUACCGACCAGACCUGAGACCGGUCACUACUAACCCAGAUGAUCGACUGGUCGAUGUGCAGCGGAAUCUUGAGACUUGUCUCGAGGAGCUGGCUAUGGCUUGGGGUCUGAACUGGUUUCGCAUUGGGGGGUUGACAUUGCCUGGUCAACCGAAUCCUUUUCCCAAUCCCUAG